UGAGGAAAUUAGGUUAUUGCACAAAAUGUCAGAAGUAGUAAACAGAAGUUGAACAAAGAUAAAAAUGCGUAAUAAGUGUUCGUGACAAUCACGGAUUACUUAUAUAGUGGCGUGGCUAAAGGUCUGACUGGACUCAUGAACCUUGCAGGUCAAGCGGGGGACGAACAGUCCGACCUUUUGUUCGUCAAUUUUAAUCAGGACUGCACAUCUCUAGCUGUAGGAAAGAAGACUGGAUAUAGAUUGUUUUCACUGAGUUCAGUGGAGAAGCUUGACCAGAUAUACGACAGUAAUGCUUGUGAAGAUAUAAGCAUCGUGGAGAGGCUGUUCUCCAGCAGUCUUGUUGCCAUUGUUAGUCUUUCAUCACCACGGAAACUCAAAGUCUGCCAUUUCAAGAAGGGGACAGAAAUAUGCAACUACAGUUACUCCAACUCAAUACUGGCAGUAAAAUUAAACAGACAGAGAUUGGUUGUAUGUCUAGAGGAGAGUUUGUAUAUUCACAACAUCAGAGAUAUGAAAGUUCUACACACUAUACGUGAUACCCCACCUAACCCACAAGGCUUGUGUGCUCUCUCCAUAAACAAUGAUAACUGUUUCCUAGCUUAUCCUGGUAGCAAUCAGAUCGGAGAAGUUCAAAUAUUUGAUACCAUAAACCUGCGUGCUGUAACUAUGAUACCAGCUCAUGAUAACCCUCUAGCAGCCAUAACCUUCAACGCUCAAGGAACAAAAAUAGCAACUGCUUCAGAAAAAGGUACUGUGAUAAGGGUGUUUUCUGUUCCUGAUGGGCAAAAAUUGUUUGAAUUUAGAAGAGGAAUGAAAAGAUGUGUACAUAUAUACUCGCUGGCAUUUAGUACUGACUCUAUAUACCUUUCUGCAUCAAGCAAUACAGAAACUGUACAUAUAUUUAAACUAGAGACUCAGAAAGACAGUAAACCACAAGAGGACCAGUCCAGUUGGAUGAGUUAUGUGAAUACAGCGACUAAGCAGUUUGCUACCUACUUGCCAAGUCCUGUAACUGAUAUGUUCAAUCAGGGCAGAGCUUUUGCUGUCUGUAAACUUCCAAAUCAAGGCCUUAAGAACGUCUGUGCAAUAGCUAAUGUAAGAGAGGCAGAUAGUAUACAGAAAAUCCCGCGUUUGCUGGUAGCAUCACAAGAUGGAUACCUGUACAUAUAUAACUUAGAUCCCAAUGAAGGUGGAGAAUGUACCCUGCUGCGACAACAUGGCUUGGAUGGACGCCUGUGUGAUGGAAGUAAUGUGUCCGAGCCUCCUUCUGGAGGAACCGACAGACCUCUAACACAAGCAUCAAACCCUGUGAGCUACGCAGGUUCAUUAAAGCGUGCAGAGUCAAGUGGAGAUGGUACACCACCUAGACACACCGCAGAUUCUCAGCCAUUCCAGGAGUUUGAGCAAGGGGCCACGGGACAAGAUCUAGGGACUGGAGCGGGGCUGAAUGCACUACGACUGGAUGAUGACAAUGAAUUUCCUCCCAUGACCCAUAAGGUUGAUUGACAGCAGUACUCCUGUCGUCUAGUCAGCAGAAUGUUUAUGAUGUGUAUUACAGUUAGCACCAGCAGUACUUCGUGUUUAAGGGAUGUUUAGGGAUUCUCCAGCAUACACACACUAUGGCAAAUGGCAUUUACAUACUUUGAGUACAGAUGUACUGAAGAUGUUUUAAUGAUAUAUAGAAACACAAGGCUAUAUUGUAUCUUUAAUAUCAAAGGAUAGUCCCUUUUUGCUUAAUCUGUGUGGAUAUUUAUGAUCAUUUUUUUCUGGUUUCUUUCUGAAUGGGGAUGAGAUUUCUCUAUGGUUUAUGGGUUGCUAGUCAUUGAUUACAUCUUGCACAUUAAAACCUUUAACAAAUUACUUUAACCAAACUUUAAAACUGCCUUAAAUGUGUCAUUUUUUAUUCAUUGUACUCGUAUUAAUUUAAGCAUAGCAUGUAUUCAUGAAGUCAUAUAUAUGCCAGUAAUUUGUAUGUUUUAUAAUUACAUGUAGUUGGUGAAAGCUCUAUAAUUCCUUGAUGUAGAGGAAAAAAUUAGAGCAGGUUUUCUUACAUUAUAAAUUGUCUAAGAAGUAGGAGAAAUGGUCUGGAAUUGGCUCAAAGGAAAGAAAUUAGGAGGUUUGACCCAUUCUCAGUAUGUUAGAUCUACAUAUGACUUUGCAAAUGUGUGGCUCUGAGGCUGUGUUUGUGGUGUUCUGUGCUUCUGAGAAAUCUACCCUUACCUAUUAUCUUUUGGGAGAUUCAAGUGGGGGUGGGGGGUCAUUUUUGUUGGGAGCAAGUGUUGCUUUUUAAUAAGAUUAACAAAAUUAAUGUUGCUUUGUUUUUGCAAAGUCAAACAUGUUUCAUUCUAUUUGAAAAAUUGUAGUAGGUACAUGUAUUUGUUCUUGUUUGAAAUGUUCAAGUUUCUCUUUUUGCUUGAUACUUUGAACACUUACUGUAAAAGCUUUGUGUGUUUUACACGUUAUGUAAUUAUUACAGAUUAUUUGUGGAAUUUUUAUCCAGUUGAAUAUUUGUUCAUUUUGUCCAAAACACAUGAGUUAAUUAUGAGCCCUGUCUAAUAUAUAACAAGCAAUAUUGUAACAUAUAUUUAUACUAUCUAUAUGUGUGAUAUAGUGUAAGAAUGUAACAUACUCAUAUAUCAAUGGUGCUUGUGUUUGCAAAUCUUCAUCAGCCUGAUGUUGCUUCCAUGGUGACAUUCUCAUGUACACACUCAUUUAAUGCUGCAUCGUGGGACUGGUUUUGUUGAUUUCCUGUGGUUUCAAGGGCUGAGCAUCUCAUGUCAUCAGAACUGUUAAAACUCAUAGUCGUCAUUGUCUUUGAAAUAUCUAAAAACAUAGGUCAGGAUGAUAGAUGUUCUUGUGUGAGAAGUACUAGUGUAAUUAGCCUUCAGUCUAACACAUGUUUAAAUAGAAAAUUUAUAGAACUAAUUAAUUUUUAUUUUGUGUUUUGUUUACUUUUGCUGAAAGAUAGGUGAUAAUUUCUUGGUUUAUUACCUCAAGGGCCCUGAAAUCUUAGAAUGGUCUUCCAUCAUGUUUAUUACCUUGGGACCUUGAAAUCUUGAGAUUGGUUUCCAACUCUUGAGAUUCAGGUUUAUUACCUUGACCCCUGAAAUCUGAGACUGGUUCCAAGCUUCAAGUUUAUUACCUUGGGGCCCUUAAAUCUGAGACUGGUGUCCAAGCUUCAAGUUUAAAUUAUACCUUGGGGCCCUUAAAUCUGAGACUGGUUUCCAAACUUCAGGUUUAUUACCUUGGGGCCUGGAAAUCUGAGACUGGUCUCCAAACUCUUGAGUCUUUAGCUCACCUGUCAUGUAGUGACAGGGUGAGCUUUUAUGAUCGCCCGUCGUCCGUCCCUCUGUUCACAAUUUCCUUGUGAACACGAUAGAGACCACAUUUUGUAUUUGAUUUUAAUCAAACUUGCACACAACUUGUAUGGGCAUAAUAUCUUGGUUUCCUUCGAAAACUGGCCAGAUCCCAUCAUGGGUUCCAGAGUUAUGACCCCUUUAAGGGCCAAAAUUUGCCAUUUUUGGCUUGUUUACAUGAUAAGACCACAUAUUGCAAUCAACUUUAAUAAAACUUGCACACAACUUGUAUUGGCAUCAUAUCUUGGUUGCUUUUGAAAACUGGCCAGACCCCAUCAUGGGUUCCAGAGUUAUGGCCCCUUAAAAGGCCAAAAUUUGCUAUUUUUGGCUUGUGAACACGAUAGAGAUAACAUUUUGCAAUCAACUUUAAUCAAACUUGCACACAACUUGUAUUGACAUAAUAUCUCGGUUCCUUUUGAAUACUGGCCAGAUCCCAUCAUGGGUUUCAGAGUUAUGGCCCCUUAAAGGGCCAAAAUUUGCUAUUUUUGGCUUGUGAACACGAUAGAGACAUUUUGCAAUCAACUUUAAUCAAACUUGCACACAACUUGUGUUGACAUAAUAUUUCGGUUCCUUUCGAAAACUGGCCAGAUCCGAUCAUGGGUUCCAGAGUUAUGGCCCCUUAAAGGUCCAAAAUUUGCUAUUUUAGUUUUUGCAGCCAUAUAGAGACUUCAUUUAUGGUUUGAUUUGAUACAGACUUGCAAAAUAUCUUCAACAACAAUAAAUCUUGGAUUCCAUGAUGAAUCUGUCAGAACCAAUCAUAGGUUCUGGAGUUAUUUUAUAUCUGAUUACCUCCCCUGAUUUUAAUCAAAAUGGAUUUAUAUCAGUAAGUACUUAUAGGACUCAUUUGAAAUUUCAUUAUUGUCAUUAGUUGGACUGAGACAAUCAGGGUAGAUAACUAUGGACUGAUUUUAUAUCAAAUUACCUCCCUUUAUUUCAAAGAUACUGAUUUGAAAUGUCAUUUAUGCCAUCAGAUGGACUUGGACAACCAGGGUAGAUAACCUUUGACUGAAUUUAUGACAAAUUACCUCCCUUUAUUUUAUGUAAAUGAAUAUACCUCAGCAGCAUCUAAUGAGAUUGGUUUUAAAUGUUGUUUAAGUCUGCCAGGAUAAGGUCUGUCUGACACUAGUCAUGCUAGUACAAAAAUGCAGCAUUUGAGCCUAGGACCCUCAAACUUGGUUUGGAGAUUGACCCUGACUAGUAUGUGACCCGUAGGUCAAAAGAGACUGUUACAAGAAAAUAUUUAUCCUGAUGAUAUUAAAUGUGUAUGCCUAUGUGAUCUUUGUCAAAACUUGAUCUUAUCAUUAAGAGCAAUGGUACUCAGGUGAGCGAUAUAGGGCCAUCAUGGCCCUCUUGUUUUUUUUGCCCUGGGUUUCUGAGAUAAUACAAAAAAAUAUAACAUAUACAUUGCUGUGCAGCAGUUCAAAACCUAUGAGAAACUUCGUAAAACCAGUUGUUUGUAUGAUUGAUAUAUUUAGAUGAUGUGUAUGUUUGAAAAUCUCUUGUUUAUUGAUACCUGCAUUUUUAUUAUGUCAGUAUAUUACUAGCUGUUAGAUUUUCUAUGAAGAUGUUUUUAAUUCUGCAUAAAAAAAUCUGUGAAAAAAAAGUUGUGAAAUUAAGACAUGGUUAACACCAGAUAACACUUGGUAUGAUAUCUAUGUAUAUCUCUCUGUCAGUACAUAAAUAAAUAAUUUCUAUGUCAUUUUUUCAUGAUUUAAACAUUUUAUUGUUUUAUUGUGCUAUUCAGAUGUUGUUAAUGCAGAUCUUAUUUGAUACAAGUAAAAAUAUGAAAAUGGUG
Mercenaria mercenaria is the source of this 5151-nucleotide messenger RNA. Its product is annotated as WD repeat domain phosphoinositide-interacting protein 2-like. The transcript is spliced from 12 exons. Bases 136 to 1506 code for a protein of 456 amino acids. Gene Ontology annotation, cellular component: cytosol; phagophore assembly site membrane; extrinsic component of membrane. Gene Ontology annotation, biological process: autophagy of mitochondrion; protein localization to phagophore assembly site; nucleophagy. Gene Ontology annotation, molecular function: phosphatidylinositol-3,5-bisphosphate binding; phosphatidylinositol-3-phosphate binding; protein binding. The record is from RefSeq and is a predicted model, not a curated record. NCBI's taxonomy places the organism in Eukaryota, Metazoa, Mollusca, Bivalvia, Venerida, Veneridae.